Molecule: messenger RNA, 820 nt
Organism: Cricetulus griseus (Chinese hamster)
Lineage: Eukaryota; Metazoa; Chordata; Mammalia; Rodentia; Cricetidae
Source: RefSeq, a predicted model, not a curated record
CGUGUCUCCAAAAACCGAAGAGAAAGAAAGAAAAACAAACAAAAAACAAAAAGUCAUUUGUUCAAGGGGAAGAGCCACAGAAUGAUGACAACAUAUGAAGGUUCCAAGUAGUCUGAGGAGCUGGUUGGAGGUAUCAGAAGGCCAUCAAUAGCUGUGGCGUGGUAAUGAUCACAAUUUUCCUAACUUGAAGUUUUACAAGGCAGGGCUAAGAAAGGAGUCAGAUGGGAAAGGCUUCACAGAGGAAGCGGCGUGACUGUGAGAACACAUCAAAGCCAAAGACUUGUUUAAACACCUCAAUCCCCUUGAGGAUGUCCAGUUAUACAUUCAAGAGGCCAGUCACUAGAAUCACAUCCCAUCAGGGUAAUGAGGUAAGAUAUCAUCAGUGGGAGGAGACCUUGGACAAGCCUCAACAAGCCUGCUGGCAGAAGAGACUGCAAGGACUCCAGGCCUAUAGCAGUGUAGGAGAACUUUUGAGCACUUCAGAUCUUGCCAAGGCUUUGCAAGACCUUACACCUAGAGGCACAGAUUCAUCUGUUUCAGAGACUCAAGCCAACAGCAUUGACUUCAGGCCCAUGCCCACCCAUGAGUCAUCUUCAAAUUUGGUGGAGAUGAUUCCAGAAGCAGGUAUGCCACAGAUCCUUUGCAAUCAAUUUCUCGUCACCGAAGAAGAUAUUAGAAACCAGGAAAGGAAAGUGAAAAAAGCAAGAGAAAGACUGGCAGGUGCAUUGAUUGCACACAAGCUAGCUAACGAGGCAGAGAAAAUGAGGGAGUCAAGGAAGGCAAGCUUAUAAACACAGGGAAGGGAUCUGGGGAGCAAAUA